Protopterus annectens (West African lungfish) is the source of this 1980-nucleotide messenger RNA. It is a transcript of the gene KLHDC8B, whose product is annotated as kelch domain containing 8B. The coding region runs from base 1147 to 1980 and encodes 277 amino acids. Gene Ontology annotation, molecular function: protein binding. The record is from RefSeq and is a predicted model, not a curated record. The transcript is spliced from 5 exons. NCBI's taxonomy places the organism in Eukaryota, Metazoa, Chordata, Ceratodontiformes, Protopteridae.
UUUUAGCUAAGGUACACAAACAUGGAUUUAUGUGUGAUAGUAGAUCUUGUAGCCAAGCUUAGAAGGAAGAACCAGCACGUCAUCUCAACCUCGGAGGAACUUUGACAAAACUAACAAAAGAAAAUAAUGACAGUAAAACAACAGCCGCAGAGUAAUAGAGAUCAGUGAAGCUGACACAAUUACAAGGAAAGUCUGAAAUCAUGGCUCCCUUAAUCUACAGCAGCAGAGUCUAAAACCUGUCACAGAAAACAGGCCUUGAAUCGUCAUUUUAUUGCAGAGAUGUUCUUCUGCUUUAUCAGCAACUAAGUGAGAUGUUUAAUUUGCUUCCUCACUGUAUUCAUCUGGAAGAUGAUUGUCUGGGGCCGUCCCUCAGUGGAUUAAAUAUGUCUCAUUACAGAGAAUAAUUCCAGGAUGACAGACCGGGAAUGAAAAGGAUGCUAACCAUUUAUUUUGCCAUUUUGAUGCCAUUGGUUUUACUUUGUUCAAGUGACCACCUGCUGUGACCAUCUUAAAGAAUGUUUUUCUUCUUCUUGAUCUCCCUCCUUCUGUGUUACAGUUACUUCUGUUAAGUGCUGCUUUACUCCCUCAAAGUCUUGAUGGCGUCUAGCUCCUUUAAAGUGAAUAAAAGAAAGGCAAAAUGCAUUUUAUUUAGUUGAAAAUGAACACUGACGUUUCUGCUCCAUUCUUAGUGAAUGAUUAAACAAAUAAAUAUUCUGAAUCACUAUUACAACAUGGAAUACAUAUAUAAUAGUCUCCUGCAGGCCUCUAAAGACUUAAAUUAGCAUGCAUAUGCUAAAAGCAGAAAUCACUUCUUUUUUCACUACUUUAGGAAGUAUUCCUUAAUUUUAGAUUGGUUUGAGACAGAGCAGCUGGAAAUCGUUCAGAGUGAUUGAAAAAUUGCUGUGUUCUAGCUCUUUCCUCAGUCCUAAUGCAUGUUAAAGGGGAUAUUAUGAUGUUCACACAUGUGGAUAAAGUACAGUCACCAGAUUCUAGGCAUAUCAUGGUUUAUUUUAAAUGACAGUGGGUGAAAUUGCUUGAGCCUGGAUCUGCACAAAUUGACAGUAUUCACUGGACUUCUACAUUAUACUUAUACACAUUGCCAUGACAAGUUAGAGCCUGUUUUUCAGCUGUCAGCUCUAAUUUAUCAUGCCCGUAUCAAUUAUGGAAGCUAACAGUGUGAAAUCAUUCCACUGGGAGGUUUUUCCUUCAAUGCAUAACUGCCGUGUUUACUGUACACCUGUCUAUCUGGAUGGGCAUCUCUUUGUGAUGGGGGGUUGCAGUGAUACUGGCCUACCACUAGACAUGGUGGAAAUGUUGGACAUGGCAUCACAGAAAUGGACUAUCUUACCUCCUCUUCCUACAUCCCGAGCAGGGGCCGCUGCUAUAUCCCUUGGUAAGCAGAUUUUCCUGAUUGGGGGCAUGAAUUCAGAACAAAGUCCUCUAGCUUCUGUUGAGUGUUACAACAUGGAUGAAGGCAAGUGGGAAAAGAAAGCAGCAUUGACCCAACCAUCAAUGGGUAUUUCUGCAGUAGAGAAAGAAGGGAAAAUCUAUGCCCUUGGAGGAAUGGGCUUUGACACAUCUCCCCAGGCGUUAGUUCGCAUGUAUGAACCAGCAAAGGACCAGUGGCAGACAUUGCCCUCUAUGCCCACUCCACGCUAUGGAGCAUCUACCUUUCUUCGAGGCAACAAAAUCUACGUACUUGGAGGUAGACAAGGAAAACUUCCUGUUACUGCAUUUGAAGGGUUCGACUUGGAGGUUAAGAGCUGGACUCGGUACCCUUGCAUUCCUAGUCGUCGAGCCUUUGCUAGCUGCGCAAUGACAGAAAAAUUUUUCUUCAGUUUAGGUGGUCUUCAGCAGCCGGGACCCCAUAACUUCUACUCUCGGCCUCAUUUUGUCAACACAGUGGAAGUGUUUGAUUCAGAACAAGGGUACUAUUCUGAAAAGCAUAUUAUUUUCACCUUCAAUGGGAGAGCAAAAUAA